GAGCGUGGAGGAGGAGGAGGAGGAGGGGGCUUCGCUAAUGGAACGGAUUUUUCGUAGUGUGCACAGCUUUUAGACGACAAAUAUUUUCACCUGGUGCUGACCGGUCUGGUGCUGGCGUCUUUUAACGUAGACGUAAAUACGAGUUAAGAAGGAGGGCAGAAUUAGCUAGCUGUAAUGCGCGGUUCUGUAUUCUGACUCUCUUUUCUAACCGACUUAGAAUCCGCGGUGAAUUCUAUCCUGGCGUCCUAACUUGCGAGCUGUUAGCACAGCUCCCCAGAUGGAGAAACGGAGGGUCAUUGUUGCGUCGUCGUCUUGAGUUUUGUGUUUCUGGUUGUAUAGCUGCUAGCUCAGAAGUUGUUGUCAGUGCCGAACUGACUGAGAACAAGUCCGACGGUUGAACAUUUCGCUGUGUGUUUAGUUUGUCAAGUAGCUUGCAGCAGCUGGUGCUUCUGCUCUUUGUCAGUGUGGAAGUGGCCCAGUUCAUCAGGACAUCUCGGUUUAACUGCUCCUUAAUGGGGUGGGGUUAUUUAUUUGCUCUGCCAUACAGGCUGCAAUAAGCUUAGUUGUCGGUUUUCGGUUGAGGAAGACGGUGUCGGACAAAAUGGUGUUGAGGAGCUACUGGAAAUGUCGUCUUAAAAGCAGCUGUUUUCCUGCGCCUCGCUGGAUACGGCCAGGGCUGGCAGCUUUGUUCUGGUUCUGUGUGACCCAGUUAGUGUGCGGUGCUGGGGCGCUUGGAGAGGCAAAAUUUGUGAUACAAAAGGAUGCAGAGUUUGAUGUGACCUAUAAUGACACGGUUAAAAGCGAUAACCAGACCAUCUAUGCGUUCAAUCACACCAUCUCCAGAAAUAAGACGGAGGGGGUGCGCGUGACUGUAGACGUGAUGCAGCAGCAUCUGGAGAGUCCUAUUCUGUUUGUUAUUCGGCAAAAGCAAGCUGUGAUGUCUUUUCAAGUCCCCCUCAUUCUCAGAGGCCUCUAUCAGAGGAAGUACCCGUACAAACACGUGGGCAGAACCUUGUGCCAGCCUCCAACCCGAGCCGCGUCCGAGACCCAGUACUUCUUUGUGGACGUGUCCACCCUGUCGAGCCAGGAGACAAACUUCCAGUUGCGAGUGAGCCGUGUGGAAAGUUUCACCCUGCAGACAGACAAGAAAUUCAGCUUCACAGCAUCACCUUCCCAACCUCAGUUUUUUAAAUACGUCUUUCCUGACGGGGUGGAUACUGUCAUCGUCAAAGUCAACUCAGACGUGAACUUCCCCUGCUCCGUCAUGUCUGUCCAAGACAUCCAGUGUCCAGUCUAUGACCUGGACAACAAUGUGGCCUUUAUUGGGAUGUAUCAGACUAUGACAAAAAAAGGUGCCAUCACUGUGCAGAGAAAGGAUUUUCCUAGCAACAGUUUCUAUGUAGUAGUAGUGGUGAAAACGGAGGACGAGGCAUGCGGCGGCCCGCUGCGUUUCUACCCCUUGCAGCCCGAUGAACUAAUUGAUGCUGGUAACCGCACCAAGGACCUCGACGUGGUGGUCUCACCUGCCAUUAACUCUGAGAAGUAUGUGAUCGGCAUGCUGUUUUGUCUGGGGAUCUUCCUGUCGUUUUACGUGUUGACUCUGCUGGUUGCCUGCGUGGAAAACAAACGAAUGAAAAGGAGAGAAAUGUUUCCGAUCCCUCCUGACACGUCGCCCGCUGAGACAGCCUCCCUUCUUGGGAAGAACAGCGACGGCAAAACUCCAGCCUCUCCGUAUGAAUAUGGCUCCUUUGCUGACAACGGCAGCACCCUGAGCUCCGAGGCCAUCACUGACAGCGCCACAUCAACGGAUAACAACUAUGGCUAUUUGGAGCGAUCGUUGGACAGCGUCGCACGAAGCAGGCAGGAGUCUUUAAGUUCUGUGGAGGAGGACGACUACGACACGCUGGAGGAUAUUGACUCGGAUAAAAACAUUGUCCGCACCAAGAAGUACCUGUGUGUGUCUGACCUGGCUCGCAAAGACAAAAGGAUCCUCAGCAAGAAAUACCAAAUCUACUUCUGGAAUAUUGCCACUAUCGCGGUGUUCUACGCGCUGCCGGUCAUCCAGCUGGUCAUCACAUAUCAAACGGUUGUAAAUGUGACAGGAAACCAGGACAUCUGCUACUACAACUUCCUGUGUGCUCACCCUUUGGGAGCUCUGAGUGCGUUCAACAACAUCCUCAGUAACCUUGGAUACGUGAUGCUGGGACUCCUCUUCCUCCUCAUUGUCCUCAAGAGAGACGUCACACACAAUCGAGCGUUGCUUCGCAACGACCUCAAUGCUCUGGAGUGCGGCAUCCCGAAGCAUUUCGGUGUGUAUUAUGCCAUGGGAACUGCUCUGAUGAUGGAGGGCUUGCUCAGUGCGUGCUAUCAUGUCUGUCCCAACUACACUAACUUCCAGUUUGACACGUCCUUCAUGUACAUGAUUGCCGGGCUGUGCAUGCUGAAGCUCUACCAGAAGAGACACCCCGACAUCAAUGCCAGUGCCUACACCGCCUACGCCUGCUUGGCUGCAGUAAUCUUUUUCUCUGUGCUGGGAGUGGUGUUUGGGAGAGGAAACAUGGUGUUCUGGAUCGUUUUUUCUGUGAUCCACAUUCUGGCCACUCUGCUCCUCAGCACACAGCUCUACUACAUGGGCCGAUGGCGACUUGAUGCUGGUAUCAUGCGCCGGAUUGUCUAUGUGAUCUACACAGAUUGCAUCAGACAGUGCAGUGGACCCAUGUACAUUGACCGUAUGGUGCUACUUGUGAUGGGCAAUAUAGUCAACUGGUCUCUCGCUGCCUACGGCCUCAUAGAGCGACCCAAUGACUUCGCCUCAUACCUGCUGGCCAUCGCCAUCUGCAACCUGCUGCUCUACUUUGCCUUCUACAUCAUUAUGAAGCUCCGGAGUGGUGAGAGAAUCAAGUGUCUGCCGGUGGUGUGUAUUCUCUUCACGGCGGUGGUCUGGGGCUUUGCACUCUACUUCUUUUUCCAGGGCCUCAGCACCUGGCAGAAAACUCCAGCAGAGUCUCGCGAGCACAACAGAGAUUGCAUCCUGCUGUCGUUCUUUGACGACCACGACAUUUGGCAUUUCCUGUCCUCCAUCGCUAUGUUUGGAUCCUUCCUGGUCCUCCUGACCAUGGACGACGACCUCGACACUGUUCAGAGGGACAAGAUCUACGUCUUCUGAAUCCGUCGGGUCUUCUAUGAGAAGCUCAGCUCAUCCUCUCUGCCUUAUCACCUGUUUUCUCUCUGUUGGCAUCUUGUCCAUGUUUGGAAAAAGAAACAGUCAGUAGCCUGUUGCUCCUCAGGCGGUCGGUGAGCAUGUCUCCGCUUGUCGGAGCCAGGCGGGGGACACUCGUGUGCCAAUCCACAGCUGGGUCAACAUGGAGUGGUCCUGAAGCGUUUUGUCCUCCUGCUGCUAUCAUCGAUGUUACUGUCGCUCUGCGUGUUUACGUGCUGCUGCUGAUGAAGACGACAAUGCAAACACUGAACUCUUUUUCUCCAUUCUUUUUAUAUAUGGUCCUCGUUAUGGUCAAAACAACAGAAAACGAUGCAUUUUGUAAGCUGUGUGUGGUUCUGCAGGGUUGUGUGUGUUUACAAACUGGGGGAGCGCGAGUCAAGUCCAAUCUGCCAGUGGCCUUCUGUGUUUCUAAUCACGUCAGUCACACACUGUGCUCGGAUUGGUCAGCUUGUUAAAACUAGCCGUCCUUAAAUGAUUGUAUUACUAUUUGACUGCCCUUGUGCGCGCGUGUGUGUGUGUGACUGCGGAGCCGGUUUUUUUGCACUGUUCUGUACGAAAAGUAGAUUUUAUUGUCCAGCAUUUCAAUGAGUGGUUACUAAAUAAAAGGUUCUUUUUCACAAAUGG
Messenger RNA from Poecilia reticulata (guppy), 3844 nucleotides. RefSeq names its product SID1 transmembrane family, member 2 (gene sidt2). Gene Ontology annotation, biological process: RNA transport. Gene Ontology annotation, molecular function: RNA transmembrane transporter activity; double-stranded RNA binding. Gene Ontology annotation, cellular component: lysosome; plasma membrane. NCBI's taxonomy places the organism in Eukaryota, Metazoa, Chordata, Actinopteri, Cyprinodontiformes, Poeciliidae. The record is from RefSeq and is a predicted model, not a curated record.